AUGCGCUUCUCAGCAACUACUCUCCUAGUCACUGCGCUGGGAUAUAUCAGCGCUGCCACCGCCCACACCAUUCAGCUCAAGGCCCACUCACGAGAAUGCUUCCACGAGGCCCUGCACCGCGAUGAUGUGAUGACCGUUACUUUCCAGGUUGGAGAUCGGGAGUUUGGAGGAAGUGGGAACCUUGAGAUUGACUUCUGGGUCGAGGAUCCCCUGAGGAACCGCCAGUACUUCAAGCAAGCCGUUUCAUCCGAAGACUACUCGUUCACCGCACAGGCUGAUGGAAAAUACAACUACUGCUUCAGCAAUGAGGGCUGGACCUCCAACUCCAAGGAGGUCUCGUUCAACGUCCAUGGAAUCGUCUACGUGCCCGAAGCCGAGAUGUCGCAGGAUCCCCUUGAGGUCGAAGUUCGCAAACUUUCCGAGGCGUUGACACAGGUCAAGGACGAGCAGUCGUACAUUGUGGUGCGCGAGCGGGUACACCGGAAUACGGCUGAGAGCACCAACGGCCGUGUGAAGUGGUGGAGUAUGUUUCAGCUGGCGGUUGUUAUUGGUGAGGGUGUGUUCCAGGUGUGGUGGCUCAAGCGAUUCUUCGAGGUUAAGCGUGUGGUCUGA
Penicillium antarcticum is the source of this 612-nucleotide messenger RNA. Its product is annotated as p24 family protein. Gene Ontology annotation, biological process: Golgi organization; protein retention in ER lumen; endoplasmic reticulum to Golgi vesicle-mediated transport. The record is from RefSeq and is a predicted model, not a curated record. NCBI's taxonomy places the organism in Eukaryota, Fungi, Ascomycota, Eurotiomycetes, Eurotiales, Aspergillaceae. The transcript is spliced from 4 exons. Bases 1 to 612 code for a protein of 203 amino acids. Gene Ontology annotation, cellular component: COPII-coated ER to Golgi transport vesicle; endoplasmic reticulum-Golgi intermediate compartment; Golgi apparatus.